Molecule: messenger RNA, 1533 nt
Organism: Rotaria sordida
Lineage: Eukaryota; Metazoa; Rotifera; Eurotatoria; Philodinida; Philodinidae
Source: the annotation of a GenBank genome assembly
AUGUUGUUCUCUAUUUUUAUAAUCGUUGUAUUUUUAUGUGUUUUUUAUCGUUUACUAAAAUUUUGGAUAUUUAAUCCAUGGCGUAUACACAAAGAUUUCUGGGCACAAGGAAUUCCUGGACGAUACAAGCCUAUGAUUGGUGAAAUUUUUAGUAUACGUCGUUCUAUUCUUGAUGACGAUCCAAUAUCUCGUACCAUUGAAAUGACAAAAAAAUUUGGUAGUUAUUAUCAUGUAUCAUUUGGUCCAAUAGCUCGUCUAGUUAUUAGUGAUCCUUUAUUAAUUCAAGGUGUAUUGAAAACAAAUGCUCGUUGUUAUCAUAAAUCUCCUAUAAUGCGACUUGUUCUUGGUGUUGUAUUAGGAUCUGAAAAUCUUUUAAUGGCUGAAGAUAAUAUUCAUGCUCAACAUCGACGACUUAUAUCACCUGUUUUUCAACAUCAAAAUUUAAAUUCUAUGAUUUCACUUAUGAUUGAAAUAACAUCGAAUUUUCUUAAUAAAUGGUUAUUAAAUAUUACUAAUACAACUAAUAAAGAUAAUAUAUUAAUUGUUGAUAUUCAUAAAGAAAUGACAGGUUUAACAUUAGAUAUUGUUACUGGAUGUGUCUUUGGGAGUGGAUUAAUGAAAGAUGAACAUAUACGAGAAACUAUUUAUCAAGGUAUUACAAAUAUAUUUGAAGAUAUUGGAGAACGAACAUACAAUAUGAUUGGUAUUAUUCCAAUUAUUAAUCAAUUACCAUUACCAAGUAAAAGACGAAUUGAUAAAUCAAAAGAAAAUAUUAGACGUGCUGUAGAACACAUUAUUGAUGAACGAAAAAAAGGAUUUACUAAAUCUGCAUGCAAAGGACCUGAUUUACUUGAUUUACUUUUAUCUGCACAUGGAAAUGAUAAAACAAGUAAAUUUACUGACGAAGAACUUUUUGAAGAAGCUUUAACAUUUGUAAUUGCUGGUCAUGAAACAACAGCAACCUUAAUGACUUGGACAUUAUACAAUUUAGCCAAUAAUCCAGAUAUAUGUCAUAGAUUAGAAACAGAAAUUGAUUCUAUAUUGAAUGAUAAUGAAGAAAUAACAGCAUCAACACUUUCUCUUUUAAUUUAUACAGAACUUGUAUUAAAAGAAACAUUACGACAUAAUCAUCCAGUUUCAUCAUUAUUUCGUACAGCAAUUGAAGAUAAUACUUUAAUUGCUAGUGAUGGAAAACAUAUUCAUAUAAAAAAAGGAACUGAUAUUUUUAUUAAUUUAUAUAUGCUUCAUCAUUCAGAAGAAUAUUGGCAUGAACCAUUUAAAUUUGAUCCAUCAAGAUUUGAUGAACAUCAUCAUCAUUAUCAUCAUCAUCUUGAUACAUAUUUACCAUUUUCAAUUGGACCUCGUUCAUGUAUUGGACAAAAUUUUGCUAUGUUAGAAGCAAAAAUUAUGUUAGCAAUGAUUAUUAAACGAUUUCGUUUUGAACUUAUACCUGGUCAAAAACAUGUUCCGGAUAUGACUAUUACAACGAGACCAAAAUAUGGAAUGUGGAUGAAGAUUUCACCUCGCCAAUAA